This is a messenger RNA of Leishmania braziliensis MHOM/BR/75/M2904, 2241 nucleotides long. Its product is annotated as putative beta-adaptin. Bases 1 to 2241 code for a protein of 746 amino acids. Gene Ontology annotation, biological process: intracellular protein transport; vesicle-mediated transport. Lineage: Eukaryota; Euglenozoa; Kinetoplastea; Trypanosomatida; Trypanosomatidae. Gene Ontology annotation, cellular component: membrane coat. The transcript has a single exon. The record is from RefSeq and is a predicted model, not a curated record. Gene Ontology annotation, molecular function: clathrin binding.
AUGGAGAACUUCCUCCGCAAGGCGCGCGAGAGAAUCCAGCGCAAGCUGGAGGCAACAAAGAUGGGAUCCAAGUACUUUGCGCAGACGCGCCGCGGCGAAAUUGCGGAGCUGCACAAUGACCUCAACGGCACAGACAGUUAUCGAAAAAAGGCUGCGGUGAAGCGCAUCAUAGCCAACAUGACGAUGGGGCGGGACGUGAGCUACCUCUUUGUGGACGUCGUGAAGCUGGCUCCAUCGACCGAUCUGGAGCUCAAGAAGCUCGUUUACUUGUAUGUGCUUAGCACCGCACGUCUGCAGCCGGAGAAGGCCUUGCUGGCUGUCAAUACGUUUCUACAGGACACUACGAACAGCUCCCCUAUUGUGCGGGCGCUUGCGGUGCGGACAAUGAUGUGCAUCCGGGUGGCGUCGGUGCUCGAGUACACGCUGGAGCCGCUGCGCCGCGCUGUGGCUGAUCCGGACCCCUAUGUGCGCAAGACCGCCGCCAUGGGCCUCGGCAAGCUGUUUCAUGAUGACAUGAGGCUCUUUUACCAGCUGGACUUCAAGAAGGACUUGGUGGAGCUCCUUAACGACAACAACCCAAUGGUCGCAUCUAACGCCGCGGCCAUAGUGUGCGAGGUGAACGACUACGGUAGCGAGAAGAUUGAAAGUAAUAGCGAAUGGGUGAAUCGACUCGUCUACCACCUGCCAGAGUGCAAUGAGUGGGGGCAACAGUACAUCCUUGAACUACUGGCUGCCCAGCGUCCUUGUGACAAGGAGAGCGCCGAAACUCUGCUGACGCGCGUUCUGCCCCGUAUGAGCCACCAGAACCCGGCGGUUGUGAUGGGAGCAAUCAAAGUAGUCGCCAAUCUCGCGAGUCGGUGCUCACCAGAGUUGAUUGAGCGCUGCACUGUGCGGGUCAACACGGCCCUCCUAACGCUGGUGAGGCGUGAUGCUGAGACGCAGUACAUCGUGUGUAGGGACAUUCACGCACUGCUGGUCAUCUUUCCGAAUCUUCUGCGGACAAACCUUGACGUCAUUUAUGUGCGUUACAGUGACCCGCCGUUCGUUAAACUGGAAAAGCUGCGCCUGUUGUUGAAGCUGACCACGCCAUCCGCGGCGCCGGAGAUCGUCAAGGAGUUUGCUGAGUACGCAUCGGGGGUCGAUAUGGUGUUUGUGGUCGAGGUGGUGCGCGCCAUCGCCUUGCUCGCCAUCAAGGUAGAUACCGUGGCGCCUGACUGUGCAAACCUGCUCCUGCAGAUUGUUGAUCGGAAGCCAGAGCUGCUACCCGACGUGGUGACAGCCGCAAAGGAUAUUGUGCGCAAGUACCCAGAGUUACUCAUGCUGGAUACCUUGGUGGCCGACUACGGCGCUGACGACGUCGCUGGGGAGGAGGCAAAGGUGUCGCUUCUGUGGAUGCUCGGCGAGUACUGUGACUUCAUCGGCAACGGUAAGGACAUUAUUCAGCGUUUCAUUGACACCAUCAUGGAGCACGAGCAGCGUGUGCAGCUCUCGAUCCUCAGCGCGGCGGUGAAGAUGUUUCUGCGAGAACCACAGGCGAUGGAGCCGCAGCUGAAUCACCUGCUGGAGAUGGUGACGAAGCACAGCGACGACGUUGAUGUGCGUGACCGCGCAUUUGCGUACUGGCGUCUGCUCUCCAAGAGCAUUACUGUAGAGCAGAUGAGAAAGGUGGUCCAUGGCCAAGUAGUGCCUGUGAAUGUGGAUCGCACCUUCAGCGAUGCCAUGACGAUGGCAGACCUAAAGAAGUCCCUCAACACUGCCGCUAUCGUAUUCUCUCGCCCGUAUCAGUCGUUUCUCCCUCCCUACGGGCUGGCGGGCGUGGAGUUCGACGAGGAGGACACUGAGGACGAUGAUGCAGCGGAGCUGCCGCCGACACCGCCGAUGGGCACCCAGGACGGCUCACCAGCGCCUAGCGCUGCCCAAGGAGGGUACGAUAUGUUUGAGUUUGCGGGGGAUGGAACCGGGGCACGGCACCAGGUGGCAAGCGGCAACAACGGUGCUCAGCAUGCAGAUCCCCUUGGUGACUUAUUCAGUGUUUUGCCUCCCCCCGUCGCUGGCUCCUCGCCAGCCUUUCAGGCAGCACCGGGAUUACAUGCGCCGCCAUCACCGCCAACCGCAACGAGAACCAUCGAGGAUUUGCUCGCGAAUAGUAUGGAGCGCGGAAGGCAAGCAACACUAGGGCAAAUGUCUUCCGCACCGCAGCCCAUCGAUAGAGGGACGCAGCUGAAUGAUAUCCUUUCCUAA